Molecule: messenger RNA, 1530 nt
Organism: Micromonas commoda
Lineage: Eukaryota; Viridiplantae; Chlorophyta; Mamiellophyceae; Mamiellales; Mamiellaceae
Exons: 1
Coding region: 1-1530 (509 amino acids)
Cellular component (GO): mitochondrion
Molecular function (GO): calcium ion binding
Source: RefSeq, a predicted model, not a curated record
AUGGGCGGAGGCGGAGGGGGUGCCUUCACGCCGAGGACGGACGACCAGCUCGACCUCGUCCCCGCCGGCGCGGACGCCGCGGUCGCGAUAGGAUCCGGAUGCAUGGCCGCGGCGUCCGUCGCUCCCUUUCUCAUGUGCGUCGACCGCGCGGUCACCGCCGCCGCGGCCGGCCAGACGUCCUCCGUGUGGCGAGGCAUCGUCGACAACGUCUCGGAGUUUGUGAGGCAACCUCACCGCGCGCUGCGUCAGCCCGCCCUCUGGAUGGUCGCCGGCGUAUACGCGGGCACGUACGCGGCGGCUAACCUCAGCGACGUCGUCGGCGAGCGCGCGCACGCCUCCGCAAACUCCAAGGCGGCCGGCAAGUUCACCGCCACCACCGGCGCCAACAUGCUCGGCGGCAUCGCCAAGGAUGCCGCCUUUGCCAGAAUGUUCGGCGCCCCCGCCGCCGGCGCCGGGCUCGUCGUUCCCUUCGCGUCCUACGGACUCUUCGCCACGCGCGAUGCGCUCACCGUGGGCGGCGCGUUCUUCCUCCCAAACGCCCUCUCCAACGCCCUCGUCGCCAGCGGACAGAGCAAGGACGAAUCCACCGCGAGCGCCGUAGCGCAGCUCGUGUCCCCGCCCCUGAUGCAGGUGGUGUGCACGCCGCUGCACCUGCUCGCGCUCAACAUGGUCAACGCGCCGGUGGCCACCCCCAUGUCACGGCUGGGCACGCUCGCAUCGUCCGUCACCCCCGCGCUCAUCGCCAGGUCGCUUCGGAUGCUCCCCGCGUACGGCGUCGGCGGCUUGCUCAAUUCCGCGCUGACGCGACGCGGCCGAGAGCUGGCGCUUCAGUACGCCGACGCGGGCGCAUUUGACGAGGACGAGGAGCUAAUCGUGGACUACGCCGCCGUGGAGGACUUGGAGGGUAUGUUUGGCGACGACAGGGGCGAGAACAUCCUCCACACCUUCUCCCGGGCGCUUUACGGCGACCUUCACCCGCAGACGCUGGCGGAGGAUAUCGAGUUUGACGAGGCUUUGUGGACGUUUCGCUGGGAACGGCUCAUCCAGUCGUCGGUGUCGCACCAGCUCGCGGAGAUGGGCGGCGACACCGUGGGCGGCUGCGUGGUGGUGGGCGGCGACGCGGACGUGGACGCGGAGGUGGACGCGUUCGUGGACAGGGCGGAUACCACGCGCGACGGCAAGCUCAGCGUGAAGGAGCUCGAGGAGCUCCUGCAGAGGGAGAAAGCCGCGGGGGUUGGGUGGGCCGCGGCGGCGCUCGCGUGGAAGGACGAGAGCAAGACCCACAGGCGGUCGAUAUGGAGCUCGUCGCUCGCGAGCCCGGAGCCCGUCAGCCUCACCGCGCAGGCUGUCGCGGAGGGGCUGAUGAAGGCGGCGGAUGAGGACAAGGACGGGUACGUGUCAGCCGCGGAUAUCAAGUCGUUGCUGCACAGGCGCGUGAAGGAGGGCGAGAAGGGCGCGGGAAAGAAGGCCAGGCUGAGACGGAGCGGGAGCAAGAGGGACGUUGCCAACCUGGCGGGCGCGGGGGGAUGA